AUGAGUGGCUUCGGCCGGAGCAGGCGAGGCGGCCGGACCCGGGCGGGCCAGGAGUGGUCUCCACAGGGCCUGCGGACGGGGGUGGCCAUGGGUCAGUGCCCCGAAGAGCAGUACUGGGAUCCCCUACUGAACAUCUGCCUCUCCUGCAAACUCAUCUGCAGCCAUCAGAUUCCACGCACCUGUGCAGCAUUCUGCAAGUCCCUCAGCUGCCACAAAGAGCAAGGCCGGUACUACGACCAGCUGCUGAGGGACUGCAUCAGCUGUGCCUCCAUCUGCGGACGGCACCCCAAGCAGUGCACGUACUUCUGUGAGAACAAGUUCCGGAGCCACACGAACCUCCUGCCGGAGCUCAGGACACAGCUGGCCGGGGAAGCCGAAGCCAGGCCAGAUGACCUGGGAAGGUACCAGGGAACAGAGCACAGGGGCUCGGAGGCCGUUCCAGGGCUGAAGCUGAGCUCCGACCAGCUGGCCCUGGUCUACAGCACACUGGGGCUCUGCCUCUGCGCCAUCAUCUGCUGCUUCCUCCUGGCGGUCGCCUGCUUCCUCAAGAGGAGAGGGGACCAGUUCUCCUGCCAGCCCUCCCCGGCCCCGUGUCGGACGCAGGCCAAGUCCUCCAAGGAUCACUGGAUGGAAGCUGGAAGGGCGGCAGGUGUGUUGCCGGAGCCAGUGGAGACGUGCAGCUUCUGCUUCCCGGAGCGCAGGCAGCCCACCCAGGAGACGGCGGGCGCACCCGGGACCCCCAGCGUCAUCCGCUCUGGGAGGUGGGGGCGCCUCGGCAGGGCCGCGACCGGACAGCCCUGCACGCGUGCCCCGGAAGGCGGCCUUGAGGUCCUGUGCGCUCCUGCUGAGGAGGGAGGCCCGGCCUCAUAAGGGUCGCCAUCACCUAAACACCCGCAGUGAAGUCAUAUACACCUGCUGGACACAGCCCCCAAG
Hyaena hyaena (striped hyena) is the source of this 933-nucleotide messenger RNA. RefSeq names its product TNF receptor superfamily member 13B (gene TNFRSF13B). The coding region runs from base 1 to 870 and encodes 289 amino acids. The transcript has 6 exons. Lineage: Eukaryota; Metazoa; Chordata; Mammalia; Carnivora; Hyaenidae. Gene Ontology annotation, cellular component: plasma membrane. The record is from RefSeq and is a predicted model, not a curated record.